Molecule: messenger RNA, 1825 nt
Organism: Syzygium oleosum
Lineage: Eukaryota; Viridiplantae; Streptophyta; Magnoliopsida; Myrtales; Myrtaceae
Product: protein TIC 40, chloroplastic
Exons: 14
Coding region: 192-1490 (432 amino acids)
Biological process (GO): chloroplast organization; protein import into chloroplast stroma
Cellular component (GO): chloroplast inner membrane; chloroplast thylakoid membrane
Source: RefSeq, a predicted model, not a curated record
CAAAUCCGGUUACAAACGACAACCCGACUCGACAUCACUCCCGAAGUUCCAUUCCAUCCGAAGAAAAGAAAAUACGAAAGCGAGCACGAUUUGGGAGCAAAAACCUCGUCACAAACCUCGGCUCUCCAGGCGCUCAUUUCUCCCUCCGUCCUCCUCCGCCUCCUCCUCCGCUGCUGCUGUCAGACCGAGGCAUGAGCCCCUUCGCAGCCAUGGCGGCCAAUUUGCGGGUCUCGCCUCACCUCUACACCCUCCCCAGCUCUUCACAAUCGAGCCGCGCCGGGAGCGGCGGCCGGGGCUCCGUCGUCCCCGGGAAGAAGCACCUCUUCUCGCGGACUUUCUUGUGUCGGAGGAGGCCGGAUGAGUCGGCGCAUCUCCGUCGCUAUCGAGCUGUGCCUCGAGCGGCGGAAUCCGAAUGUUUCGCGAGCAUUUCUUCCUCGAGAAGUAAGGGAACUACUUCGGUUGGUGUUGCUCCGCAGCCGCCGGUGCCUCCUCCUCCAUCUUCUUUCGGAUCACCUCUGUUUUGGAUUGGGGUUGGUGUUGGACUCUCGGCACUAUUUUCAUGGGUGGCAAAUUACCUAAAGAAAUAUGCUAUGCAACAAGCUUUUAAGGCUAUGAUGGGUCAGAUGAAUUCUCAAAACAACCAGUUUGCCAGUUCUCCCUUUUCUUCUGCCUCGCCUUCUCCAUUUACGAUGGGUUCAGCACCGCGACCCACUCCCUCUCCAAUGGCUACUUCUCAGCCAUCUACAGUUGAUAUAUCUGCAACAAAAGUAGAAGCUGUGAAAGCCGAAACAGCACCGGUUGCAGACGUCAAAGAUGAGAUUAGGAAGGAGGAAGAACCAAAGAGAUAUGCUUUUGUGGAUAUUUCUCCAGAAGAAACAAAGCAAAAGAGUCCUUUUGAAAGCUUCAAGGAUGUGACAGAAACAACUUCAUCUGAAGCUACUCAGUUUGUCAGCAAUGUCUCUCAAAACGGAUCUGCUUCUAACUCGGUGGAUAGUUCUUCGGAUUCAUCCAAAUCAACUGGAAAAGGAAGCUCCGUUUUGUCUGUGGAUGCAUUGGAGAAGAUGAUGGAAGAUCCAACUGUGCAGAAGAUGGUUUUCCCGUAUCUACCUGAGGAGAUGAGGAACCCUGAAACCUUCAAAUGGAUGCUGCAGAAUCCACAAUAUCGUCAACAGUUGGAAGAAAUGCUAAAUAAUAUGGGUGGAAGCAGUGAGUGGGACGGCAGAAUGAUGGAUUCUUUGAAAAACUUCGAUCUUAGUAGUCCUGAGGUCAAGCAGCAAUUUGAUCAAAUUGGCCUUACACCUGAAGAAGUCAUUUCGAAGAUAAUGGCCAAUCCUGAAGUUGCAGUGGCUUUUCAAAACCCCAGAGUGCAGCAGGCAAUCAUGGAUUGUUCUCAAAACCCUCUAAGCAUUGCCAAAUAUCAAAACGACAAGGAGGUGAUGGACGUUUUCAAUAAAAUAUCGGAACUUUUCCCCGGUGUGACUGGUCCUUGAUCCAUAUGUUCUUUCCUUAUUACCGUUACUUUUCAUUCAUCCGAGGAUUAUGGCGAGAGAAGCUGCAUCAGAUCUACAAAAAUCCUGCUCUGGAUGACUCCUGCUGUAAGUUAUACCAACAUAGCAUAUUCGUGUUUGCAGCAAGUGUCUUCCUGCUUAGAGUGGCUGAGUAUGUGCCUUUUCCCUCUUUGAAAUCAGUCCGAAAGUUUUGUAAUUUUGUAGUAAUUGUUCUAGCGCAGAAUAGCUACCAGACGAGUUAAAUUUGUGUGUUACUACUGAAGACGACGUAACUUUUGCAAACUUGUACAUAGUACAUGUUGGAGCUCUCUCUCUCU